CUUCCUCGGAGCCGGAGGGCAAGAAGAGGAGAGAGAGAGAGAGAGAGAGAGAGAGAGAGAGGGAGGGAGAGCUGGAGAGCUCAAAGUCCAAAUGACGUCUUCGAGAGAUCAAUCGACGCCUUACCCGAGUGCUGCGAGGAUCGCCGAUUCCCCUUGCUUUCCUCAAUACACUGCUUCUCUCAAAUGUCUAGAAGAAUUUAAGUCGGACAAGAGUAAAUGUCAAGAAUAUUUUGACAUCUACAAGGAAUGCAAGAAAAAGGAGAGGGAAGCUCGAUUGGAGCGGAAUCGGAGUCGUUCCCUGUUCUCAUGAAGUCUCUCUUAGACAAAGUGAUUCUUAAUAGUUGAAGAUUCAAUCCGUUCCCGCUGAUCCUUCUUCUCUCACACUAUUAGAUUUAUACAUUGGACACUGAUUAGGAUCGAGGGCUGUUGUUACGACGUUUAAUAAACUCCGUUACAUUUGUUUGGCAAAUGUGACAAGUAUCUCCUUCGUGCUAUGACAAGGCUCACCUUUGCCCUGGUUAUAUGGUAGUUUUACCAGGUCGUUCCAUCGACUCAAUGAAUGAUAUACCAUGUUUAUCGGUUUUGGGUGUUGGCCUGUAUUUUGUCCUGCAGAGUAGAGCGACUAAACAUGUUUGACUUGUAGAUUAUGAUUCCACGUAAUAUUGCACGAUGAUGAUAAAAUAAAAUAAAAUUCAUAAUUA
Rhododendron vialii is the source of this 701-nucleotide messenger RNA. RefSeq names its product cytochrome c oxidase-assembly factor COX23, mitochondrial. The record is from RefSeq and is a predicted model, not a curated record. The transcript is spliced from 3 exons. Lineage: Eukaryota; Viridiplantae; Streptophyta; Magnoliopsida; Ericales; Ericaceae. Bases 92 to 310 code for a protein of 72 amino acids.